Messenger RNA from Saitoella complicata NRRL Y-17804, 2955 nucleotides. RefSeq names its product ARM repeat-containing protein. Gene Ontology annotation, biological process: protein import into nucleus. NCBI's taxonomy places the organism in Eukaryota, Fungi, Ascomycota, Saitoellomycetes, Saitoellales, Saitoellaceae. Gene Ontology annotation, cellular component: cytosol; nuclear envelope. The record is from RefSeq and is a predicted model, not a curated record. The transcript is spliced from 3 exons. Gene Ontology annotation, molecular function: small GTPase binding. The coding region runs from base 1 to 2955 and encodes 984 amino acids.
AUGGAGAGCGACCUUCUGCCGUUGCUUGCUGCUACACAAUCUGCAGAUCAAAAUGCUCGUCUUUCGGCAGAGCUGAGCCUGCGUCAACUCCAAGGACAGGCAGGUUUUCCUGUCGGGUUAAGCAAUAUUGCUGCCUCGAAUGACGUCGACCAGCCAUUGAGACAGAGUGCACUCAUCCUGCUCAAAUCCUAUGUCCUCAACAAUUGGUCUGCUGAGUCCGAGAAUCACAAUCCCACUAUACCAAUCGCUACACCAACAGCCAAAGAACACGUCCGAACCACGCUUUUUCCUCUACUAAGAUCACCUAGCAGCUUAAUUCUGAGAUCGGCUGCGUAUGUCAUUGCCAGGAUAGCGCACGCAGACUAUCCCGAACAAUGGCCUACAUUCAUGGACGGUGUCAUGUCGAUGAUGAAGGAGGGCGGUGUGGGAACUACAGGAGCACUGACGGUAUUGAAGGAGUUUGUCGACGAAGGUUUGGCUGAAGACCAGUUCUUCAGCGUCGCGCCGGACCUUGUACAGACUCUAUAUGGUAUCGUGUCCACUGAGCAUGUCGACAACACUUCGAAGAGCAAGGCGGUGAGUAUCUUCAGGUCAUCCGUGGAUCUACUGGAGAUGUUCAAGGAUACGCAUGCGGAGCCUAUCAGGGUAUUUGCGGAUGGAUCGUUGCCGCCGUGGCUGAAGCUCUUCUGUCAGGCCGUUUCUCUUCCUGUUGUGGAUCCUUCAAAUCCAGAGGAGGUAAACGAGAGUCUCGUUGAGCUGCAGAUUGAGGCGCUGCGAACCAUCAACAAACUACGCUUGAUAUUCCCCUCGCACCUCUCACGACACCUUCCCACAACGUUCCCCUCGCUUUUCACCGCGUUGAACGCGCUUACACCAAUCUAUGUUGCGACACCACAUCCGUCAAUCUCAACAACCGCAGAAGGCGAAUCAAUCAGUCUCGAUGUUCUUGCAACCGAACAUCUUGAAUUCUUGUCCAUCGCACUUGGCCACCGCGCAAUCACGGCCUCCCUGGGAUCUGACGGCAUCCCACGAAUCAUUUAUCUCCUGUCUACCUUUGCAAUUGCAAGAGAGGAGGAGGUGGAGGCAUGGGAGGAUGAUGCAGAGAAGUUUGUCGGCGAUAUGGGCGGUGAUGUGAGUGCUAGGUGGACCGUACGCAUUGCGUGUGGCCAGUUGGUCGCAGAGUUGGCAGAAAAACGCGAAGAGGAGGUUAUCACAGCAUUGUUGAACGAGGUUCGCGCGGCGUUUUCGGACAGGGAAUGGCGAAGACAAGAGUCCACGCUUUUCUUGUUGGGGCACGUUGUAAUGGCAGAGGAUGGAGACGAUCUCGAACCGGAGCGGUUCCAGGGUAUUGAUCAACUACUGCAGCAGUGUCUGUCUGCUGAACAAAUGUUGCUCCAAGGAAGGGCUCUGAUUCUUGCUGGUGAAGUUGCCAGCUUAUGGACACCAGAGCAAGGAGUUCGCCUUGUUGGCAAGUGCCUCGAGGCUAUGCAGCCGGACAAGGGUGUUAUACUACGUUACUCAGGCUUGAAGGGUCUUCAGCGUCUAUGCUCAAUCCUUGACAAAGACGCUUUGCAUUCGCAUCAGACGCACAUCAUCGACGUUGCCAGUUCCUUCGUACCAUCGAAAUCCUCCGAUCUCCUCAGUGUCGUCCUAGAAACCCUUACGUCUGCUAUCAGGGUGGACUACAAAGCCUGCAUCAGCUCGGACAAAGUGAUCCCUUUGUUGUUUGAGGUUGCUGCUAGUUGCCCAGGAGACCCUUGGCUCACUGGCAUUGUCGGUGACGCAUUCGAAGCAAUGGCUAAAAGUGCAGGAAAUUACGUUGCGGUAUGCCAGCGUGCCUUGCCACCUUUGUCGCAGUUUCUGAACGGGGAAGAGCAGGAAGGUCUGACAUCCGUUGCAGUGGAGUUGCUUAACUCACUGACAGCCAGUGGGCUGAGUCCAUUACCAGAAGGAUAUAUUGCGACUGUUCUUCCAGGCUUAGCAAAGGUUAUGAGUACGACUGAUGAUCUAGAAGUUCUUCAGUCUGGACAGGAGGUUUUGAGGAACCUUGUGCAGAAGGAUCCUGCUCAGAUCCAGGCCUUUAGCGAUGGACAGCAUGACGGACUUUCGAUUGUGAUGGUAAUCCUGAGCAGAUGUCUGUCAUCCUCAUUUGAGGAUUCUGCGGUCGUCUUUGCUGGACCAUUGAUUGUGGCAGUUAUUCGCAAGUUCGCGCAUUCCUUGGGACCCGUUCUGCCCGAGCUCCUCAACGCCGUGGCUGUGAGACUCAGUACUGCAUCUCAACCCAAUUGCAUCCAGUCUCUCAUUGGCGUGUUUGCACACCUCUCAAUUCAGCAAUCCACCACCGUGGUGGAUUUCUUGAAAAACAUUACCAUUGGUGAAAAUACAGGUCUUGAAGUUGUACUGCGGGCAUGGUGUGAAAACUUCGAGGUCUUUCAAAGAUAUGAACAAAUCAAGCUUAACGUUGUCGCACUGGCGACUGUGUUCGGCUUGCAGAUGCAAGAAUUGAUGAACAUCAAGGUAAAGGGUGAUUUAGUUAUCACUCAGACGAACAGAAUCAUGACACGAAGCGCACGACGAAACCAUCCCGAGACGUGGACUUAUAUUCCUCUUCCUGCAAAAAUCAUCAAACUGCUUCUUCAUGAGCUUGUUUCCGAAAAGAACCGCACAGGUGAUGAUGACGAAGAGGAGGUGGUUUCGGACGAUGAAUGGGAUGAAGCUGACGCGAACACCAUGGAGGGUGGCAUGUCUCUUGGUCAACUAGCGGCAUUUGCCGAUGAAGAAGACGAUGAAGAUAUCGCGGAAGAAGAUGACCUUCUUAAGCACGUGCACCUGAAGGACUUUACAGUUGACUUCUUCAAGUCUGCGGUCGCCAACAAUGUAUCCUCUUUCAAUGAGCUUUGUGAGCACUUCUUGACCGCUAGGGAGAAGGAAUUGCUCCGGCAGGCUAUUGUAUGA